ACCCUCCAUAAUGUAUAGUGAUCACAUACCAGUGGUCAAUGAUCUUUGCCUGUAAUGUAGGUGACAAAUAAAAAAAAUCAAUUGAUAAACAUUGAAAAACCAAGAUUUUGCGUGUAAGCAAAAAAAUAAUUAAUAUCGUGUAUCGCACCAUAAGGCAAUGUGUGGCGCGUGGUGUUUUACGUAAUAGCGAGAGAUCGUCGGAUUAACUUUAUUCAGAUUUUGUUCACUGAUUAACAUUCGUUUAAAUUUUAAAUUUUUUAAUAUUACUACUGAACAGGUAUUUUCUAUGCAAAGUGCAAUGUCUACAAGACAAGAAGAGUUGUCUGAAUUACGGAGUUAUAUAAAAGAUGUUGACAUAGAAGUAACAAUGAUAUUACAAAGUCUGCAAUGGGAUAGAAAGAUUUUAUUGCAGGUUUGUUUACUUAGCGCAUUUCCUUUAACAACUGACGAAUGUUAUUCGGUGUUGAUGUCAACGCAGCAUCAGCAAGCGUUAAGUCCCAAUGGUUAUCGUCUUCUAGCAAUUGCAGUUCACGACAUGCAUCCUGCAUCACAAAACAUUGUGGACAUCUUCAACUAUGCUUCCAAGACUGAUCCAGCUUUUGAAAGAGGUGAUGACGCGGUGACGUUGCAUCCGCUGACCCUGGGGCGCCUGCAGGCAGCGUACUCCGCGGACGAGCGGCGCGCCAUCUACGACGCCGUCAUCGCCUCCCGCCCGGCGUGCGACGAGCUCGCCGACUUGGCGCUAGGGGAUGCGGGCGCGGCGCCGGAACAGAGCAAGCGCAAGUCGAAGCUGGAGCAACUGGCAGAGCUGCGAGACUUGCGCCGCCGACGCGUUAAGUACAGGGUGGCGGUGCACUCGCGCAACUACUCGCACACGCUGCGCGCCCUUAUCGACACACAGAUGGAGAUGUACGUCGAAGCACAAGGUCACGUAACCAAGCCACAUGAUGCAUCCGAUUAUAAAUAUCCUAAAACUGAAAAACAGCCAGCACAUUCCUCAGACGAGAACGAUAAUGAACACAGAGGAUCUACGAAAAAACACAGAUAUGAUAGCGAUAGAAAAAAUGAUCAUAGCGAACACAGAAGAAAACGUGUUUCUUAUGAUGAUAACCAUUCUCGAAAGUACGAGAUAGAUAGACGUCAAACUUCAGCUGAAGAAAGAAUAACGCAUGAUCGUGAUAGAAGAAGAAAGCAAGACGGAACCAAGGAUGGUUACAAAGAAGAAAGAGAUGUUGAGAAAAGAAAACGUGCUUAUGAGGACCAUACAAACGCACAAGCGUUUGAGAAAGGGAGAUACAAAACGUCUAGAGUAGAAAGAGAAAAGUCUGAAGACAAUGAUGAAAGCAGAAGACAAGACAGUUACAGGGAUUAUUGUAGAAAAGAAAAAGAUGUUAAACAUAACAGAGAAAAAAAUUUAGAAAGGACCAGCCAUACUAAAGAAGAAAAAGAUAUAUAUCGUUCAAGUUCAAUCGACAGCCAUAGAGGUCGUGAGAGCGAAAAAGAGGGCCCAUAUUACAAAGAUAAAGAUAAGAAUGGUAUUAAGAAAGAUACAGUAAGAAGUAAAAGAGAUAGAUACAGUUCCAGUACAAGGGAUAUUCAGAAAUAUCGCGGAAGCGAAUGGGAGGUACGAUAUGACAAAGAUAAAGCUAGGAAUGAUGUUAAACAAGAACGCGAUAGAUAUAGUUCAAAAGACAGAUACAGACACCGCGAGAGCGAAAGAGAGGAACAAUAUAACAAAGAUAGAGAUAGAUAUGGUCAUGGAACUGAUACAAGAUAAUAUAAUCAUGAGCUGUAUAAGAAGUAAAGAAAGCUAUACAGAGAAAAGAAAGAAUUAAAAACUACAUGUAUGCAGACUACCUACGUUUCUUUGUAGAAAUAUUAAAUACUAUGAUGACAAUGUUAAAA
Pararge aegeria (speckled wood butterfly) is the source of this 1905-nucleotide messenger RNA. RefSeq names its product zinc finger CCCH domain-containing protein 13-like. The transcript has 6 exons. The record is from RefSeq and is a predicted model, not a curated record. Lineage: Eukaryota; Metazoa; Arthropoda; Insecta; Lepidoptera; Nymphalidae. Bases 287 to 1777 code for a protein of 496 amino acids.